UGCAGUACCGUAUUCUGUGUGCGCACUAACAAGAUGAAGUUUCUCGUGGCUCUCUGUGCUCUCGUCUACGUGGCGGUGGCCGCUCCUUUCAAUGACAAGAUAGAGAAGCGUCUUGGAGUCCCCAUACAAGCAGAGAUUGACUGCCUUGACCUAGCAUUGAACUUCUCAUCGGAUGCGACCGACUGUCAGGUUUUCUAUCUGUGUGGCAACGGAUGGCCCUACAUCCGCCGUUGUCCGGGUGAUACCGUCUGGAGCCCUGCUGAUGAGAGGUGCAUGGGAAAAUACGUCGCCAUUAAUGACGUAUGCAGAUACGAAGCUCCAGAUCUUCCUGUCGAGGUGACUCUCACUCCCGAGGAACUUGAUUCCGCUGCCUGCUACGACCCGAGGUUCAGGUGUGACGGCACGGUCAACUGCAAUGACGGGAACGACGAAGCCGGCUGUGCGCCAGCUUGCGACCCCGCCGCUUGCAGGCUACCCGACUGCAAAUGCAGCAAUGCCGAGAUCCCAGGCGGAUUCCUUGCUAACGAGAUCCCACAGAUGGUGCUGAUUGGCUGGGACGAGGCUCUGAGAGUAGAGGACUACAACCAUCUCCUCCAGCAGAUCUUGAAGAAGGUUACUCCAGCGAGAAGGAGAGAGCCCAGAGCCAACCCGAAUGGAUGCCCAGCGGUUGCUACUUUCUUCACAAGCCAUCAGUUCACUGACUACGCUGCUGUACAGAGUCUAUAUUCUGAGGGCAACGAGUUUGCUGCUCAUUCUAUCACCAAAAAGCUGCCAGCUGAACAAUGGGCUUUGGACAGUGACGCUGAAUUGUCAGCUGAGUACUCUGGCCAGAGAGUGAUGUUCAACAACCUCGCUGGCGUGCCACCAACGGCAGUGAAGGGCGUGCGCUCCGCGUACCUCCAGACAAAGGGCGCUGACUACGUAAAGCUAAUGCAGGAAGAAGGAUUUGCCUAUGAUUCAUCCUACCCCACGGACAAGAUGGACCCUCCUUACUGGCCGUACACCUUUGACUACCAGUCCAGCGCUGGCUGUCCCAUACCACCGUGCGUGACCGAGUCCGUUCCUGGUAUGUGGGAAAUGCCCUUGGUAGACUGGAUCGACACCAACGACACCCUGUGCGCAAACGUCGACAGCUGUUACUUCCCCAACGACAAGGCAGAAGCCGCCCAGCUGCUGAUGAGCAACUUCCGUCGCCACUACGAUAGCAACAGAGCGCCCUUCACUCUCAACCUGCGGGCGAGGUGGUUUCUGAAUGAUGGCUAUCACAACUUGGAGGCCCUGCAAGAGUUCCUGGACGAAAUUCAGGAGAACAACGAUGUCUACCUAGUCACCUACAGUCAGGCGCUUGCAUGGAUCCAGAACCCGGUCAAACUCUCCAACAUCGGUAGAUCCGAUGUGUUCGCCUGUAACUACGCCGACCGCACCCCACUCUGCGAGCACCCCAACCUUUGUGGGUACCAUAACAUCACCCACGAACCCAACGACGAGGAGAAUCAAGGCGACAGGUUCUUCCAGACCUGUGCCGACUGUCCGGCUGCUUAUCCGUGGGUGGACAACCCAGCAGGCACAGCUUAGAUCAUCGCCCACCAUACAGCUGAUGACAUGGAGCGUCCCCACAUAAGAUUUAAGGAUAUAUUCUUAUACAUAUAUUGUGAAACUUGCAUAUCUUCUGGAGCGUAUUUAAAAUAGGAAAUUAAUAUAUUAAUCUGCCUAAUGUCUGGUUACUAUUUAAUACUUCUUCAAUACUCGCGAUUGAGUCUCGACUGCUGUCCGCAUAGGCGCAAUUGGAAUGUUUAUUUGCAACGCAUGCAUUUACUUGUAUAUAUCAGCAAAGUUCAGAUUAUCUGUACAGUAGUGUCUAAAUUAGAAAAGCUUUGCCUGCAGUAUAUAGCACGAGAACAUGAGCAAAUUAUAACCAGUUUUGCUAACCCAUUACUUAUAUAAAGUCUAUGAUGCCGAUGCUUUAGCAAGUUUGAAAAUAGACUGCAGUAACGUAGUAAACGUCCAACAAGUUGCUGCCCAUAUGCUGACAAGUUCUAUUAUAUGUGUUGAUACUUUUGCUGUAAAUAAUAUGUAUUCAUUUACUAUCUGCAUGCAAAUGAAGACGUCAAAAUAAAAGUCUUCCCC
Molecule: messenger RNA, 2127 nt
Organism: Priapulus caudatus
Lineage: Eukaryota; Metazoa; Priapulida; Priapulimorpha; Priapulimorphida; Priapulidae
Exons: 7
Coding region: 34-1575 (513 amino acids)
Biological process (GO): carbohydrate metabolic process
Cellular component (GO): extracellular region
Molecular function (GO): chitin binding; protein binding
Source: RefSeq, a predicted model, not a curated record